GGCUGGUGUGUGGCUGCAGCAUGCAGACUGGGCGUACCCAGCUCAGAGCCUGCUGCACCUGACCCCUGACCGGGCCUCAUGCUGACCUCUGCGCUCUCCCAGGGGUCCUGCACUUGUCCCUUCCCCUCACUGCCCCUCUGCUUCUAGCCGGCCCGCUUGGCGAGUUUCCGGACAGGACCGAUGAGCAGCACGGAGCCGGAUGAUGAGCUCCUGGACCCGGACACGGAGCCCCUGCAGCCCUUUCCCAAGGAGAUUCCACACAAUGAGAAGCUGCUGUCCCUGAAAUAUGAGAGCCUGGACUAUGACAACAGCGAGAACCAGCUCUUCCUGGAGGAGGAGAGACGCAUCAACCACACAGCCUUCCGCACGGUGGAGAUCAAGCGCUGGGUCAUCUGUGCACUCAUCGGCAUCCUCACGGGCCUGGUGGCCUGCUUCAUUGACAUCGUGGUGGAGAACCUGGCCGGCCUCAAGUACAGGGUCAUCAAGGACAACAUCGACAAGUUCACGGAGAAUGGCGGCUUGUCCUUCUCCCUCCUGCUGUGGGCGGUGCUCAACUCGGCCUUCGUGCUGCUGGGCUCACUGAUCGUCGCCUUCGUGGAGCCAGUAGCAGCGGGCAGUGGGAUCCCCCAGAUCAAGUGCUUUCUCAACGGGGUGAAGAUCCCCCAUGUGGUGCGGCUCAAGACCCUGGUGAUCAAAGUGUCGGGAGUGAUCCUGUCUGUGGUGGGUGGCCUGGCCGUGGGCAAGGAAGGACCCAUGAUCCACUCAGGCGCCGUCAUCGCUGCAGGCAUCUCCCAGGGCAGGUCCACCUCCCUCAAGCGCGACUUCAAGAUCUUUGAGUACUUCCGGAGAGACACAGAGAAGCGGGACUUUGUCUCUGCCGGAGCUGCAGCGGGCGUCUCAGCUGCAUUCGGGGCCCCCGUGGGCGGUGUCCUUUUCAGCCUGGAGGAAGGUGCCUCCUUCUGGAACCAGUUCCUGACCUGGAGGAUUUUCUUCGCCUCCAUGAUCUCCACCUUCACCCUCAACUUCGUGCUCAGCAUCUACCACGGCAACGCCUGGGACCUCUCCAACCCCGGCCUCAUCAACUUCGGCAGGUUUGACACCGAGAAGGUGGUCUACACCAUCCACGAGAUCCCCAUCUUCAUCGCCAUGGGAGUUGUUGGGGGCGUCCUGGGAGCUGUGUUCAACGCCCUCAACUACUGGCUGACCAUGUUCCGCAUCAGGUACAUCCACCGGCCCUGCCUGCAGGUCAUUGAGGCCGUCCUGGUGGCCGCCGUCACGGCCACCGUGGCCUUUGUGAUGAUCUACUCCUCUCGGGACUGCCAGCCCUUGCAGGGGAAUGCUAUGUCCUACCCGCUCCAGCUCUUCUGCGCAGAUGGCGAGUACAACACCAUGGCAGCCGCCUUCUUCAACACCCCUGAGAAGAGUGUGGUCAGCCUUUUCCACAGCCCGCCAGGCUCCUACAACCCCCUGACGCUCGGCCUCUUCACACUGGCCUACUUCUUCCUGGCUUGCUGGACCUAUGGGCUGACCGUGUCCGCCGGCGUCUUCAUCCCCUCGCUGCUCAUCGGCGCUGCCUGGGGCCGGCUCUUCGGCAUCUCCCUGUCCCACCUCACCGGGGCUGCGGUCUGGGCGGACCCCGGCAAGUAUGCCCUGAUGGGAGCUGCUGCCCAACUUGGCGGAAUCGUGCGGAUGACGCUGAGCCUGACAGUCAUCAUGAUGGAGGCUACCAGCAAUGUCACCUACGGCUUCCCCAUCAUGCUGGUCCUCAUGACCGCCAAGAUCGUGGGCGAUGUCUUCAUCGAGGGCUUGUACGACAUGCACAUCCAGCUGCAGAGUGUGCCCUUCCUGCACUGGGAGGCCCCAGUCACCUCUCACUCACUCACCGCCAGAGAGGUGAUGAGCACGCCUGUGACCUGCCUGCGGAGGACCGAGAAGGUGGGCAUCAUCGUGGACGUGCUCAAGGACCCCACGUCCAACCACAACGGCUUCCCUGUGGUGGACGACGCUGAUGACACCCAGCCUGCCCGACUGCAGGGCCUGAUCCUACGCUCCCAGCUCAUCGUGCUCCUGAAGCACAAGGUGUUUGUGGAGCGUUCCCACCUGGGCCAGCGGCGGCUGAGGCUGAAGGACUUCCGGGAUGCCUACCCCCGCUUCCCCCCCAUCCAGUCCAUCCAUGUGUCCCAGGACGAGCGCGAGUGCAGCGUGGACUUGUCCGAGUUCAUGAACCCCUCACCCUACACCGUGCCGCAGGAAGCGUCUCUGCCCAGAGUGUUCAAGUUGUUCCGGGCCCUGGGCCUGAGGCACCUGGUCGUGGUCGACAACCGUAACCAGGUGGUGGGGCUGGUGACCAGGAAGGACCUCGCCAGGUACCGGCUGGGCCGAGGUGGCCUGGAGGAGCUCUCGCUGGCCCAGACAUGAGUCCCCUGCCGUCCCUGCGCCACUCAGAUCCCCACGCCCCAGCUUCUGGGUGCCCCUGGUCUCGUUGCCCACUCCGGGGGGGAGGCGGCGGUGGUGGGUGAGGGGCCCUCCCAGACACCGCCCCUAUCCUGCCCACCCACCUGGCUGUCCCUGACAUCUUGUUGGGUACCGCUGGGAGCUGGGGACAGGUCUGUGAGGAGAAAGUGUGGGGGUGGGGGUGUCGUGUGCACGUUGUCUAUGUUGGAUGGGUUGUAUGUAUGUGGGUGUAUGUGGGGUGGGGUGGGGUGUAUGCAUGUGGGUUUAUGUGGGGUGGGUCGUGUGCAUGUGUCUGUGAGAGACUGACCUGGGGCCCCCUCUGCUGCUUCUGCCCCUCUGACCUCAGGGCCCAAAGUUCUGUGUGACCCUUAAGACUCUCCUCUAUGACCCCAGGGCCUCCCCCUGUGUGACCCUGUCAGCACCCGAGAUGGCUGUGUGCUGGCUUCCCUGAGGCCACCACUGCGUGGCCCCACCACAGACCCCCUCUCCGGGCCAUGGGGUUGGCUAGGGCCAGCAUGGACAGCCCUGGCUCAGACCGAGGUGACAGCUGGGGGGACCCAUGGGCCCAGGAGGUCCUCAUGACUGCAGAUAGGCUGGACUGCAAUCCCCCCGUGCACCCUCAGCUUGGGCCUGUCACCUGGUUCCCAUCCUCCGAGGGUGAGUCAGAUUUGGUGUCAGUGCCCCCUCCCAAGCCGAGGUGGGCGGGGCUGGACAUUGGGAUCACGGGACUCACAAGACCACCAAGUGGUGGUGAGAAUACAGCCCCCUGCUGGAGGGCAGCAGCGCUGGUCCAAGCUGGCUAGGGACACGAGCCCACCAUCAGGUGGUGCUGGACUCUGGGACUAGGGCUCUGGCCUGUCCUACAGGGCUGGGCAGUGGGCCCGCUCAGUGCAGGCCAGGUGCCUGGACACCCGGUAGGCCUCCACUCCCUGUAAGUCCCCACCCUUCCCGCCGGGGGAGCCUGGAUGGGGGCAGGCCAGAAGCCCAUCACCAGUGUGAUCUCAAGGCCACAGCCUGCAAACCUCGUUUAUCUGUACCCCAGCAACUUUUGUAUGAACAAUGUGUUAGAACAAUAUUUUGGAUAUGUCGCAUUAAACACAAGAAACAA
Messenger RNA from Echinops telfairi (small Madagascar hedgehog), 3562 nucleotides. RefSeq names its product chloride voltage-gated channel 7 (gene CLCN7). The record is from RefSeq and is a predicted model, not a curated record. Lineage: Eukaryota; Metazoa; Chordata; Mammalia; Afrosoricida; Tenrecidae. The transcript is spliced from 24 exons. Bases 181 to 2418 code for a protein of 745 amino acids. Gene Ontology annotation, biological process: transmembrane transport; chloride transport. Gene Ontology annotation, cellular component: lysosomal membrane; intracellular membrane-bounded organelle. Gene Ontology annotation, molecular function: voltage-gated chloride channel activity.